UUGUUUUCAUGUAGAGUCUUCUCUUUGUGAAUGCGAAUUCUGAACCCUGGAAAAUGACAGAAUGGCCUCAACAGAUGUGAAAUUUGCUAUGAUCUUCUUAUUCCAGAUAGUUUUUGGAAUCCUGGGAAACUUCUGGCUCUUCCACCAUUUUACAUCCCAUUACCUCAGGGGAUACGGGGCAAAGUCCACAGGCUUGAUUCUCAUGCACUUGACUUUAAUCAACUCCUUGGUGAUUCUCUCUCGAGGAAUCCCAGAGACCAUGGCAGCUUUUGAGCUGAAAUCUUUUCUCAGUGACUUUGGAUGCAAAGUUGUUUUCUUUGUUCACAGAGUGGCCCGGGGUAUGUCCAUCGACACCACCUGCCUCUUGAGUGUCUUCCAAGCCAUCACCAUCAGUCCCUGGGGCUCCAGGUGGGCAAUGCUUAAAGGGAAAGCUUCCCAAUACAUUGGCCCCUCAAAUAUCCUCUGCUGGACUCUGAACAUAAUACUCCAUAUUAUGGUUCCUGUGUAUGUGACUGACAAAUGGAACAGCAGAAACACUUCAAGAACUAUGGACUUUGGAUACUGUACUUCUAAACUGCAAGACAAACACACAGACUUACUAUAUAUGUUGUUGAUAUCUGUCCAUGAUGUUUUGUGCUUGGGGCUCAUAACUUGGACCAGUGUGUUCAUGGUUUCCAUCCUGCACAGGCACAGGCAUCAGGUCCAAUACAUUCAUAGAACCAAAGUGCCCCCUACGUCCUCCCCUGAGAUCAGAGCCACUCAAAGUAUCCUUGUCCUGGUGAGCACCUUUGUAUUUUUUUACACCUUCUCCUCCAUUAUUUACAUUUAUUUUUCUGUUUUUUAUAAGACCUGCUGGUGGCUGAUGACCACCUCCGCCCUAAUCAAUUCAGGUUUCCCAACUGCCUGCCCCUUUAUUCUCCUGAGUCACAACCACUGCGUAUCCAGAUUCUUCUCUGUGUGCAUGGGAAGAAAUACACACUUCCCUCGUCUCAUCAGAGAAAUAUAA
Messenger RNA from Panthera uncia (snow leopard), 1006 nucleotides. RefSeq names its product vomeronasal type-1 receptor 2. Gene Ontology annotation, molecular function: pheromone receptor activity. Gene Ontology annotation, cellular component: membrane. The coding region runs from base 62 to 1006 and encodes 314 amino acids. The transcript has a single exon. Lineage: Eukaryota; Metazoa; Chordata; Mammalia; Carnivora; Felidae. Gene Ontology annotation, biological process: G protein-coupled receptor signaling pathway. The record is from RefSeq and is a predicted model, not a curated record.